Pneumocystis carinii B80 is the source of this 3219-nucleotide messenger RNA. RefSeq lists its product as hypothetical. The transcript has a single exon. The record is from RefSeq and is a predicted model, not a curated record. The coding region runs from base 1 to 3219 and encodes 1072 amino acids. Lineage: Eukaryota; Fungi; Ascomycota; Pneumocystomycetes; Pneumocystales; Pneumocystaceae.
AUGGCACGGCCGGUUAAGAGGCAAGCAGUACAAGGAGCACAAGAUGAGAUUGAUGAGAAACACCUUUUGGCUUUCAUUGUGAAGGACAAAUAUAAAGAAGAACAAAAAUGCAAAGAAGAACUCGAGAAAUAUUGUAAAGAGUUGAAGGAAGCAGAUAAAAAUCUAGAGAAUGUGGAUGAUAAAGUUAAAGGACUUUGUGAUGAUAAAAAACGAGACGAAAAAUGCAAAGACGUGAAAAAAAAAGUUGAAGAUGAAUUAAAAGAUUUUGAAGAGGAACUUCAAAAAGUAUUGAAUAAUAUAAAAGAUGAAAAUUGCGAAAAAUAUGAAGAAAAAUGUAUACUUUUAGAAGAGACGGAUUAUGAUGUUAUUAAGGAUAACUGUAUCGAGUUGAGGGAAGGAUGUUACAAAUUGAAGCGUGAAAAGGUGGCAGAGGAGCUUCUUUUGAGGGCGCUCGGAGGGGAUGCUAAAGAAGAAGCUAAAUGUAAAGGAAAGAUGAAUACUGUUUGCCCAGUGUUGAGCCGAGAAAGCGACGAAUUGAUGUCUUUUUGCCUUGAUUCUGCUAAAACAUGUGGAGAUCUGAAAAAAAAAUUGGGUACUGUUUGCGAGCCUUUAAAAAAAGAGCUUAAAGAUAACGAAUUAGCGGAAAAGUGUCAUGAAAGACUUGAGAAAUGUCAUUUUUACGGAGAAGCGUGUGAUGAUGCGAAAUGCAAGAAGUUUGAGGAGCAAUGCAAGGGAAAAAAUAUUAUAUAUAAAGCGCCAGAAUCUGAUCUUAGUCCUGUCAAGCCGAGGGCGUCCUUGUUGAGAAGUAUUGGGUUGGAUGAUGUGUAUAAAAACGCGGAAAAACAUGGGAUUAUUAUUGGAAAAUCAGGAGUGGAUCUACCAAGGAAGUCAGGUACAAAAUUUCUGCAAGAUCUCUUGCUACUGUUGAGCAGAGAUGAGAAGCAGACGGAUGCAGAUAAAAAGUGCACCGAAGCAUUAGGAAAAUGUGGUGCUUCUGAAUAUUUGAAUACUGAUUUGAUGAAGUUAUGCAAAGAUAGUGAUAAACAAAAUAAAUGCAAAAAAAUACUAGAUGUAAAAGAAAGAUGUACAAAACUCAAAUUAAAUCUUUAUGUGAAAGGGUUGUCUACGGAGUUUAAAGAAGAACAAGAAUCAAAACUUUUAUCGUGGGGACAGCUUCCAACCCUUUUUAUAAAAGGAGAGUGUGCAGAACUUGAGUCGGAAUGCUUCUAUUUAGAAAAUGCGUGUACGAAUAAGAUUGGUGAAGCAUGUCAAAAUGUACGAUCAGCGUGCUAUAAAAAGGGACAAGACAGGAUGUUGAAUACGUUGUUUCGAGAGGAGAUGAAGGGAAAGCUUGCUAAUAUAAAAUAUUUUAAUGAUACUGAAAGUUGCAAAAAAUCAGUGGCAAAAAAGUGUGCAGAACUUGAUAAAAGAUACCUUUCAAAAUGUCUUUACCCUAAAAGACUAUGUUAUGUGCUUUCAGAUGAUAUUUUUCUUCAAUCAAAAGAGUUAAGUGUGCUUUUAGAUGAUCAGAGAGAUUUUCCAUUAGAAAAGGAUUGUGUUGAAUUGGGAGAGAAGUGUGAUGAACUUGGUAGUGAUUCAUUAUUGAAUUUAGAAAAGUGUAUAACAUUGAAAAGACGCUGUGAAUACUUUAAGGUUACAGAAAGAUUUAGAAAAGUAUUUUUAGAAAGAAAAGAUCAUUCAUUAUACGAUGAGCAAAAUUGUACGAAGGCGUUGCAUGAGAAAUGUGAAGCUUUAUUUAGGAAAAGGAGGAAUCCAUUUGAGUUUUCAUGUGCUUUGCAAGAAGAAACAUGUCAACGUAUGGUAUACCAUACAACUCAAGAUUGUAUUUAUUUAAAAGACAACAUCAAAAAUAAAAAAAUUCUAGAACAAAUUGGAAAAGUAAAACAGGAUAAAUCAAAAGAAGCAGAAGUAGAAGAACUCUGCACAACAUGGGGUAAAUAUUGUCACCAACUUAUGGAGAAUUGUCCAGAUAAGUUGAAAAAAAAAGACAAUGACAAUAAUCAAAACUGCGAAGAACUCGAAAAAAAAUGCACUGAUACCUUUAAAAAGUUGGAAUUGAAGGAUGAGCUGACUCAUCUGUUGAAAGGCAGCUUAAAGGAUAAAGAAAAAUGUAAAGUAACACUAGGACAGCGUUGCCCUGAGUUGAAAAAUAAUGAUACAUUCAAAAUUCUGCUUACUAAUUGUGAAGAUUCCUUGGAAAAUGUUUGCGCGGAAUUAGUUAAAAAAGUACAGAAGAAAUGUCCUACUUUAAAAGACGAACUGAAUAAAGCGAAAGAUGAGUUGACAAAGAUGAAGACUGAGUACGAAAAUGCUAAAAAGGCGGCAGAAGAAUCUACAAACAAAGCUAGCUUAUUGCUAUCAAAGUCUGGAAAAGCCGCAAUGCCAACUGCGCAGAAUGGCAGUGCUUCUGCACCACCAUCAGCACCAGCAGAAUCAGGAUCAUCACCAGCAUCAGGGUCACCACCAGCAUCAGAGCCAUCAACUAAUGGAAAGGUGGACACGCCAGCUGGAGGAUCAGGGACACAAGAUAAAACAUCAGACGCAUCAGGUCAAACGACGAAGUAUACAAAACUUGGACUCGUUAAAAGAGCAUAUGUAGCUGAAGGAGUAUCAGAAGAAGAGGUAAAAGCAUUUGAUGCAACGACGGUAGCAUUGGAAUUGUAUUUGGAAUUGAAAGAGGAAUGCAAUGCUUUAGAACUAGAUUGCGGUUUUAAAGAGGAUUGUGAGGAAUCUAAACCAGCUUGUAAAGAAAUAGAAGAGUUAUGCAAAGGAAUAGAAUCAUUAAAAGUUACGCCUCAUCAUACAGAGACGCAAAAAGAAAUCUCAACCACUACGACGACCACUACUACGACCACUACCACGACUACUACCACGACUACGACGACAACUACUACGACAACCAAACCGGGAAGUGGAGGAAAAGUAACAGAAGAGUGUACAAUGAUACAAACAACAGAUACAUGGGUGACGAGUACGUCAUUGCAUACGAGUACGAUAACGAGUACGUCAACGGUGACGUCGACAGUGACGUUGACGUCGAUGCGCAAGUGCAAGCCUACCAAAUGUACUACUGAUUCAAGCAAAGAGACACAGAAAGAAGAAGAAGAAGAAGUAAAACCAAAUGAUGGGGUGAAAAUAAGAGUUCCUGAUAUGAUUAAAAUAAUGUUGUUGGGAGUGAUUGUUAUGGGGAUGAUGUAA